AAUCGUCCCACCAAACUGGACUGAGAUGAGUACACGUGGAUACAAAUGCAGAUACGAAUUAACACACAGCGUCGAUGUAUCAAAUUUCUAACCCUACGCCACCCUCCACUUGAUGGGCUGUAUUGCAUAAAUCCAAUCAAAUAGAUAAACAAGACAAUCACUUCCGCUUGCAACUCGAGAUAAGAAAAUGGUGGUGAAGGUAUAUGGUACAGCCUAUGCUUCUCCUAAGCGGGUGCUAGUCUGCCUGAUUGAGAAGGGAAUCGAGUUCGAAACUGUACCCAUUGAUCUCAUCAAAGGAGAGCAUAAAAGUCCUGAAUAUCUCCAAUUGCAGCCUUUCGGAGCAGUACCUGUUAUUCAAGAUGGAGAUUACACUCUAUACGAAUCGAGAGCAAUCAUAAGGUAUUAUGCAGAGAAGUACAAGUCGCAGGGAACUGAAUUACUGGGCAAGACCAUUGAAGAAAGGGGAUUGGUGGAACAAUGGCUAGAGGUGGAAGCACAGAACUAUCAUCCUCCAAUUUACAACUUGACCCUUCACAUUUUGUUUGCCUCAGCCUUGGGGUUUCCUCCAGAUGAAAAGAUUAUAAAAGAGAGUGAAGAAAAGCUUGCAAAAGUUUUGGAUAUCUAUGAGGACAGACUUUCAAAGAGUAAAUACUUAGCUGGGGAAUUUUUCAGCCUUGCAGACCUGAGCCACCUACCUUUUACCCAAUACUUGGUUGGUCCCAUGAACAAGGAGUAUAUGAUAAAGAGCAGAAAGCAUGUGAGUGCUUGGUGGGAUAAUAUUAGCAACAGGCCUUCUUGGAAGAAGGUCCUCCAACUCUAGAAUCCAUAUAUAAUAAAUCUGUCAUCUUUUGAAUAAUUUUUACUAGUUAAUGUUUGGUUUUAUGUUUCGUUCUUCAUAUCUACAAUCUGGCUUUGGGCAAAUGCUGGAUGAACUUUUAUUGCCUUUUUUUCUAAAAAAUCAAGGUUAUGUUCUUGUUCUAGCUGCAGUAGAAAUGGAAGUAUUUGCAAUUGAAAAAUUUAGUCUCAAACUGUCAACUUUAUGAAUUAAACUUGUUGAUGUCA
Jatropha curcas is the source of this 1062-nucleotide messenger RNA. Lineage: Eukaryota; Viridiplantae; Streptophyta; Magnoliopsida; Malpighiales; Euphorbiaceae. The record is from RefSeq and is a predicted model, not a curated record.